Jaculus jaculus (lesser Egyptian jerboa) is the source of this 5129-nucleotide messenger RNA. RefSeq names its product solute carrier family 22 member 23 (gene Slc22a23). Gene Ontology annotation, cellular component: membrane. Bases 1 to 2007 code for a protein of 668 amino acids. Gene Ontology annotation, biological process: transmembrane transport. NCBI's taxonomy places the organism in Eukaryota, Metazoa, Chordata, Mammalia, Rodentia, Dipodidae. Gene Ontology annotation, molecular function: transmembrane transporter activity. The transcript is spliced from 10 exons. The record is from RefSeq and is a predicted model, not a curated record.
AUGGCGAUAGAUCGGCGGCGCGAGGCGGCGGGCGGCGGCGGCGGCGGGCGGCAGCCGGGCCCGGCCGAGGAGAACGGCUCGCUGCCGCCCGGGGAUGCGGCGGCCUCGGCGGCCCUCGGAGCCCGCGCGGAGAUCCAGCCGCUGCCCGCGCCGCACCCCGGCGCCGGCGGCCCGCACUCGAGCCUCCUGUUGCUGGACUAUGACGGCUCGGUGCUGCCCUUCCUGGGGGGCCUGAGCGGCGGCUUCCAGCGGACCCUGGUGGCGCUCACCUGGAUCCCCGCGCUCUUCAUCGGCUUCAGCCAGUUCUCGGACUCCUUCCUCCUGGACCAGCCCAACUUCUGGUGCCGCGGGGCCGGCAAGGGCGCCGGCGAGCUGGCGGGGGCCACCGUCACCGGCCGCUGGGGCGACGCGGGCAACUGGACCAGCACCCCCACCGUCCCCUUCUCCACGGCCGCCUGGGGGGUCGCGGGCCACCGAAGCAACACCAGCGACACGCCACCCCUGCCGUCCCCUCCGGGCAAAGGAGACAAUGACUCCAAUUGCGACUGUCACGCGUGGGAAUACGGCAUCCGCACUGGCCUCGUCCAGAACGUGGUCAGCAAGUGGGAUCUUGUGUGUGAUAACGCCUGGAAAGUCCAUAUCGCCAAGUUCUCCUUACUGGUUGGAUUAAUCUUUGGUUACCUAAUAACUGGAUGCAUUGCCGACUGGGUUGGCCGGCGGCCUGUGCUGCUGUGCUCCGUCGUCUUCAUUCUGGUCUUUGGACUGACUGUGGCACUGUCAGUGAAUGUGACGAUGCUCAGCACACUCAGGUUCUUCGAGGGAUUUUGCCUGGCUGGAAUCAUUCUCACCUUGUAUGCAUUACGAAUAGAGCUGUGCCCGCCGGGAAAACGGUUCAUGAUCACCAUGGUGGCAAGCUUCGUGGCCAUGGCAGGCCAGUUCCUCAUGCCAGGGCUGGCCGCCCUGUGCCGGGACUGGCAGGUGCUGCAGGCGCUCAUCAUCUGCCCCUUCCUGCUCAUGCUGCUCUACUGGUCGAUAUUCCCAGAAUCUCUCCGCUGGCUGAUGGCUACCCAGCAGUUUGAGUUGGCAAAGAAGCAGAUCCUGUACCUCACACAGAAGAACUGUGUGAGCCCAGAAAGUGACAUCAAGGGUGUAAUGCCAGAGCUGGAAAAGGAGCUUUCCCGGAGGCCCAAGAAGGUGUGCAUCGUGAAGGUGGUGGGGACGCGCAACCUGUGGAAGAACAUCGUGGUCCUGUGUGUGAACUCGCUGACAGGCUAUGGGAUCCACCACUGCUUUGCAAGGAGCAUGAUGGGCCACGAGGUGAAGGUGCCACUCCUCGAGAACUUCUACGCCGACUACUACACCAUGGCCAGCAUCGCACUGGCCUCCUGCCUGGCCAUGUGUGUGGUGGUCAGGUUUCUGGGGCGCAGGGGAGGUCUGCUGCUCUUCAUGAUCCUCACUGCCCUGGCCUCACUUCUGCAGCUUGGGCUCCUCAACUUGAUCGGAAAAUACAGCCAGCAUCCAGACUCAGGGAUGAGUGACAGUGUCAAGGACAAGUUCUCCAUUGCCUUUUCCAUCGUGGGCAUGUUUGCCUCCCAUGCAGUGGGAAGCCUCAGCGUGUUCUUCUGUGCAGAGAUCACUCCCACCGUGAUAAGGUGCGGCGGGCUGGGGCUGGUGCUGGCUAGCGCCGGGUUCGGCAUGCUGACGGCACCCAUCAUUGAGCUGCACAACCAGAAAGGCUACUUCCUUCACCACAUCAUCUUCGCUUGCUGCACACUCAUCUGCAUCAUCUGCAUCCUCCUGCUGCCCGAGAGCAGGAACCAGAGCCUGCCCGAGAACAUCGCCAACGGCGAGCACUACACCCGGCAGCCCCUGCUGCCGCACAGGAAGGGGGAGCAGCCGCUGCUCACCAGCGCCGAGCUCAAGGACUACUCGGGCUUGCACGGCGUGGCCACAGGGGGCGACGGGCUAUCCGAGGGGGCCACCGCCAAUGGCAUGAAGUCCAUGUAGCUCGCUGGGCCACAUCACCGUCCCACCAGCCCCCUGGGGCUCAAAGGGCUGGGGGGUUACGCACAGGGUCGCGGGCAGGGAGCAGACACGGCCAGGGGAAGAAGUCCAACUGCCGCUGAUGCCGCUCAGGCGUGAGACUCUGGACCGGUGUGGGGAGAUUCUGUCUUGGAACAGGUCUGAGCAAUCAGACGCUUUGAAAAUAACCCUUCAGAGACUUUUUCUGCCAUUAAAUGUUUGUAUUUAUUUUGGUCAUUUUUACGAGAAGCACUUUAUUCCUUUUCCUCUCACUGAUCACCAAGUGGAACCUCCUCCGGGAGAGACCUGUCACUACGAAGUCCCUGUGAGUGUCAGGGUCUCCUCCCUGGAGGUCAGUGUGGUCCACCAAGAAGCCAGCGUUUGCCUGGGCAGGCUAGGCCCCACAUUCCCUGCCUAUGGACAGAUGUGCCUGUCAAGUGGAGCAUUCUUGGGACCUAUUUUUAGAGUGGAAUGUACAUGAAUGAGUCGAUCCGUUUUAAUUUUUUUUUUUCUUUCUGUUCAUAAGAGUCUCUGUCCCUAUGUUGGAGAAAGCAGCUCCCGAGUCUCAUCAAAGCCAGCCUGGCCCUCCCUUCCUGCAGAUCAUCCUUUUGUCUGGAGGCUGGAAGCUUCGUGGGGAAACUUCCACAUUUCACCAGAAAUCCUAAGUGAUCAGCACUCGCACUGGUUUUCUUGAUAGCAGGAUGGUUUCGUUAAGUCCACAAGAAGCAAAUGUGUUCAGGUGUGAGUCAUGUUACUCUCUGUCAAGACUCCUUCCUAGCGAGAGCUCAGCAGAGGAACUCCUCUUCCAGUCAGCUUUGUUGCCAGCACUACUUGAAAACAUGGCUACUCUCUGAACUACAAAUGGGAAAAUAACUGGAAACAUCUGACCCAAGAGGGAAUCUUGCUGUCCCAUAUGUGGCCGUCACCCACAUCUCAAGCACACCACCAAGCACACGCCAGCAUGUCACUCUUGUGUCACACCAGAACCCGGUGGCAGUCCACCUCAUGUCUUCCUGCUGUCACUCACUCAGCACAGAGGGGCCAAGGGCAGGCAUGCAGACUGCGCACAGAUGAGUCUGAAUGGCCUCAAGCCCCUUGAAAGCACCGAGGAGUGAGCAAAAGCAAGCAAUAACUCACCAAAGCUCAAUGCCUAUCUUGUGCCAGCCUCACAAGGUGUCCCUCACCUGUGUCUCACCUUGCCCCAGACAGGACACCAGGGCUGCUAAGAGACCAGCCUUCCGGCCCAGCGCAGCAGCUCUGGACACAUGGCUUCUCACAAACCAUAUGCCUUGCCCCUGGUGACACAUGACACUGUCAUGGACUGUUCUUCCAGGGGAAUUGCAGUCUCGGGCCUGUGUGGACAGUUUGAUAACUCCCAAAUGACAGCUGGUAGAAUUCCAAGGGCCAGAAAAGGGUUCAUUUGGUCUUCUUCCACCCGUCCAGCUGUUUCUUACUGCUUUGCCCACCUCUCCUCCACAUCUGUCCACACAUCAGAGCCGGCAGCUGUGAUUAAGACCUCGGAAGGACAGUGAUGAGGUCCCAGCAGCUGGCCCAUGCCCCCUUCAGUGCCUGGCCUCCCGAAAGUCUCACUUGAACAUCAACAAGUAAGAGGGUUGCUGUCUAUCUAGCCUGUCACUCCCGCCCCCCUCCACCCCUGCAAUGUCCAGCUCACCCUCUCCCUCCCUGAUCUCUUCAUUCUUCCAUGUUUCCAUGGCAGUCCACCUUCGCCUUUCUUUAGAUCUGUGCAGCCCUAGCGUGCCAAACUUGUGAAAUACCUUUUACCCUGUCUAUGGUGCUUGUUACCAAGUCAACUUGGCAGCAAGCUCUCCUAAAAACAGAUAAGAAGUACACACAGCCAUGAGCUGUAAGGCUCAAAGAGAAACCUGGAAACUGCGGCAUGCUGCUGGAUUUGUGAGGUGGUGCAGAGCACACUCCCACGAGCUCCCAUGUCCACCUCAAAGGACAAUGCUGAAAACUGCCGGCCAACACCGCCAGGACGCAUGGCUGCAGCAGUGACUAGUGGAGAAGCCACCCUUGAGGCCAGGACUAGAGGACCAGCAUCCAGAGUUGUUCAGGGUCUUGGCCAGCAGGAGGCCCCCUUGCUCCCUCAGGGGGCCGCCUCAGUGUUCUGCUUCCAUUCAAGGGAACCUCAGGUGCCAGAGCAGGAGCUCACCUGUGGACUAAGCCUGUGUGAUCCGACCAAGUCCGGAGGGCAGCAGAGCACCCAGGCCUGAGACACCCUGCCUUGUUCCCCCGGCACCUGGCACCCAGCACCAGGCACCCGGCACCAGACCUAAGCUCCUCGGUCUGUCUUGUGCCCCUCGUGGGUAUUAGACACUUCUCAGGCACCAGCCCUUUCUACUGGGCCUCUUCACCCUGGGGAAAAUGGCAGAACCUAUGUCCUCCCUCUAUUCUCCACCCCUGCACAUGUUUUUAUAAAGUUAUGCACAAAUGUGAACACCUGAAAUGGGGCUGGAUAAUUCAUUUCGCUCCUUUCCUGAAGUCAAUUAUCAAAUAUUCUAAUCAUUAGCACCCAAGACAAACAGGAAAAAGGUUUACAUGUUUUUUUUUGUUUUCUAAGACUAUAAUCACCUGCAGCUGGAGAGCAGGGCUUGUGAGUGGUCUGGUCACAAAACAGCAGCAAAACCAGACUUCAUAAAUGAAGUAUCACAUCAGAACACGACCACUCCCCAAGCCAAAUGAGGUCCAUGCACUGGAAACGCCACGGAAUAAGCUCCGUGACCAGCACACCCACAGUCCCAGGGUGGCACAUGGGUCGGGGGAGGCCUACACUUCAACUCCUUUUGAAGGACACGACCUCACUUUAUGUAUCGUGUGUGUUUUGGAGAAGCAGUAUGGUGUUUUGUCUAGUGAGGAACGCUUCCCUACCUCUGUCCUUCCUGCACCCAACCAUGUGCGGUUUACUCUAGAACAUGUCACUGCGCGUGCCGACAGGCGCCUCUGAGGUACUUGUCCAUAGCACAAGCUUAUGUUGAGUUCUGAAUCGUUAUUUGCAGCUACAUGUCUGCAUGGUGUCACAUCUGUUGUACCUUUGGGGAAAAUUCGUUAUGUACAUGUACAGAAAUAAAAAUGUUGCCCCAAUAACA